AUGUUGAAAUGUUUACCUUCACCUGGCACGGAGGAGGCUAGUGUUGGCGACGGGGGGGAACCUUUAGGCCCGAUGGAGAAUCCAAGCUUACAGCUUCACCGGGACCUGUUCGUGGUCGGUUCUGCAGGAAUUAGGGCAAUUCAGACGGAGAAUCCAAAGCUUACACUGGGCCGUCUUCGUUUCUGCACGAUCUACGGCAAAAAGCUCGACUUCAAACUUUGUUCCAAGAAACUUGCGACAGACGAGAGGUAUGUGGGUGGCGGGAUUUUUUUAUCCGAAGGGGGGAGCGGGAUCCGAAUUGUCCCGAAAGAGCCGAUAGCCGCUUGCCACUUGGGCGCCAGACGAGGGAUUUCAGAAAGAAAUCUAACCUUCCUCUCCAUACAGAGGACUACUCAAAUGAUUCUAAUUCAACGUUACGUUACCGUUGAACCUAACGCCGGACGAGCAUUGUUCUAUUAUUUUGCCGAAUCCGAGAAUCCUACCAACAAACCCCUUGUAUUGUGGCUCAAUGGCGGGCCCGGGUGUUCGUCAAUAGGGAAUGGAGCAAUGUCUGAGCUUGGAGCAUUUCGGAUCGGGAAUGCAGAUAUGGACUCAGUAGAUACGACCACUGGACUGAUAUCGGAUUUCGAUCCAUGCACCGUCGAUUACGUCGCCGAUUAUUUAAAUAAUCCCGAAGUCCAGAAUGCUCUUCACGCUAACACCACUCAUAUAUCUGGGCCGUGGGCUGGUUGCAUUGAUGAAAUUCGUAAUAAUUGGAUGGACGCCCCAAACUCAAUGUUACCAGUCAUCAAGAGCCUGAUGGCUAGAGGCAUUGAGUUUGGAUCUACAGAUGCGCUUAUUCCAGUGACAUCAACAGAAUACUCGAUGACUAAACUUGGUUUACCCAUUAAAACUCCUUGGUACGUCAAUGAAAAGGAGGUGGGAGGAUAUGCAGUUGGAUACCAAAUGUGA
This is a messenger RNA of Striga asiatica, 951 nucleotides long. The record is from the annotation of a GenBank genome assembly. NCBI's taxonomy places the organism in Eukaryota, Viridiplantae, Streptophyta, Magnoliopsida, Lamiales, Orobanchaceae.